Eublepharis macularius is the source of this 939-nucleotide messenger RNA. Its product is annotated as olfactory receptor 2D3-like. NCBI's taxonomy places the organism in Eukaryota, Metazoa, Chordata, Lepidosauria, Squamata, Eublepharidae. Gene Ontology annotation, molecular function: G protein-coupled receptor activity; olfactory receptor activity. Gene Ontology annotation, cellular component: membrane. Bases 1 to 939 code for a protein of 312 amino acids. The record is from RefSeq and is a predicted model, not a curated record. Gene Ontology annotation, biological process: G protein-coupled receptor signaling pathway. The transcript has a single exon.
AUGGAAAAUCAGACCACAUUGACUUAUUUUGUCCUCUUGGGAUUUUCAUACAACCUACCAGUCCAGAUUUUCCUCUUCUUGAUGUUUUUAUUUAUCUAUGCAACAACUGUGCUGGGAAAUACAGUGAUUAUAACUAUUAUAACAACCAACAAUCACCUCCGGAGCCCCAUGUACUUUUUCCUGAGUCACCUGUCUUUCCUCGAUAUCUGUUUCUCUUCAGUCACUCUGCCAAAUUUGCUACUUAACUUCUAUUCAAGCCAGACAAUAUCAUACAGUGGCUGUAUUGCCCAGAUGUUCUUAAUCCUUCAGUCAGGGUGGACUGAAGUUUAUAUUCUUGCAGCAAUGGCUUUUGACCGAUACACUGCCAUAUGCAAGCCCCUUCACUAUGUGCAAAUAAUGAACAGAGUGUUUUGCAGAUGGCUGGUGGGAGCUGCAUGGGUCAUUGGAUACAUGUAUUCUAUGGUGAAUUCAUUACCUAUAUUAAAACUAACAUUCUGUGGUCAAAACGUUAUCAGGCACUUCAGCUGUGAAUACCCAUCUUUACUUGCUUUGUCCUGCACAGAAACAUUCCUGUAUGUGACCACUUUUUUCAUAUCUGGUUUUACAAUAGGAGUUUCUUCAUCCCUUGUUAUCCUUUGCUCCUAUGUUCGCAUUGUCUCUACUGUCCUCAAGAUGCAGUCAGCAGAGGCAAGAAAGAAAACUUUCUCCACUUGCAGUGCCCACCUUAUUGUUGUAAUUUUGUACUAUGGUACAGGCUGUACUAGGUAUAUGAGGCCCAUGUCUGUCUCCUUAGCAAUUCUAGAUGAACUUUUCAGCAUCCAGUAUAGUAUUUUGACCCCAAUGCUGAACCCCAUUAUUUACAGCUUGAAAACCAGGGAAAUAAGAGAAGCCUUAAAAAAAAUAUUGGGAUACAAACCAUUGACAUCAUGUAUAGCUUAA